UUCGAUAUCAUUAUCAUCAUCAUUUCCAAUCUCCAUCGUCUCAGAGCGUUAGGGUUUUCGAGGGGUUUUGAAUUCGCCAACAGCAACAUCAACAAUAAUGGCUUCUUCCCUCAUGGCGAUUCGCCUCGUAGGGAUCCCGGAAACGACAUGGAUUGGUUCUCGCAUCAAGGUACGGCCUUCAUUUCUUCUCCGAUCCUCGUAUUCCACUUUCGGUCUCUGUCCGAGUACCAGAGCCUUAUCGCUGAACACAACCUCUGUCAAAAGCAUGAGCACUUCCGCAGUCCCGAACCAUCCUUACCAGACAACUCAGUCGAUGGCUCCUUCUCCGCCGCCGCCGCCGCAGCAGCAGCAGCAGCCGCGACUGGAUUCUCGGGGUAUGCAGACUCGGAGCAACCCCUAUGCCGGUUCUAAUCAGUGGGUGCCACAGAAACAGAGCCACAACCCUAAUCAGUUCAAUCAUCAGAAUCAGGGACAAGGCUAUGCGAAUCGUGGAUUUCCUAACCAGGUGCAGCAAAACCCUAGUCAGUGGAAUGCUCCGCAGAACUCUCAGACUCAGAAUUAUGCGCCGCAUCCUGGAAGCACAAAUCAAUGGAACAAUCAGAAUCGUGGGCAAAACUCGAAUCAAUGGCAAGGGCGGGGUGAAACCCCUAGCCGGAGCAACAUGAACCAAGGUCAUGCGGUGACCUCUGCUUACGGAGUGGCUCAGCCUUCUCAUCCUCCUCCUGUGGAUGAGAUAUUGCGUCUAUGCCGGGAGAGGAAGUACAAAGACGCUAUUGAUUUGCUUGAUAAGGGAGCGAUGCCUGAUGGAGAAUGCUUUGGUAUCCUGUUCGAGUCUUGUGGGAAUCUGAAGUCCCUUGAACACGCGAAGAAAGUGCAUGAUUACUUCCUGCAAUCUAAGUUUAGAGGUGAUAUUAAGUUGAACAACAAAGUGAUCCAAAUGUACGGGAACUGUGGGAGCAUGACUGAUGCCAGGAGGGUUUUCGAUCACAUUCCAGAUAGGAAUAUGGAUUCAUGGCAUCUGAUGAUGCGUGCUUAUGCUGAUAAUGGAAUGGGCGAUGAUGGUUUGCAUUUGUUUGAGGAGAUGAAAAAAUUGGGUUUGAAGCCAAAUGAGGAGACAUUCCUUUUGAUUUUCUUGGCCUGUGCUACUGUAGAUGCGAUAGAAGAAGCUUUUCUACACUUUGAAUCUAUGAAGAGUGAACAUGGAAUUAAUCCCGGGGCAGAACAUUAUUUGGGGCUUUUGGAUGUUCUUGGAAAAUGUGGACAGCUUAUCGAAGCGGAAAAGUACAUCCGGACUCUGCCAUUUGAACCCACAGCUGUUUUCUGGGAAGCUCUGAGGAAUUAUGCUCGGAUUCAUGGAGAUAUCGAUUUAGAGGACUAUGCGGAGGAGUUGAUGGUCGAUCUUGACCCAUCUAAGGCUGAAACCAACAAAAUUCCUACUCCUCCACCAAAGAACCGAAAGGCUGUAAGCAUGCUUGAGGGUAAGAGUCGGAUCCUCGAGUUUCGUAAUCUGACCCUUUACAAGGAUGAAGAGAGAGCAAGAGCAGCAAAGAAAGAUAUGGUUUAUGUGCCUGACACUCGAUAUGUUCUACAUGACAUCGAUCAAGAGGCCAAGGAACAGGCACUGCUCUAUCAUAGCGAGAGACUAGCAAUAGCUUAUGGUCUGAUCAGCACUCCAGCCCGACAAACUCUUAGGAUCAUCAAGAACCUCCGUGUCUGUGGGGAUUGUCAUAACGCCAUCAAGAUCAUGUCCAGGAUCAUUGGUAGGGAGCUAAUUGUUAGGGACAACAAACGGUUCCAUCACUUCAGAGAUGGGAAAUGCUCUUGCGGUGACUACUGGUAGAGUUGCUCGUUCACUCCCGUGGUAUUUGUUGCUCUGUUUGCUUCAGAGUUUGACAUGUAUAGUGCUGUUCUACCUAUGCCAUCUUUGGUAGUUUUCAACUUAUGAGCGUAUGAACGUAUGCCUUUGGUACUGUUAUUGCUAUUUUGUAGUUUUCAUCUCUUUGUGAGCAUGUUUCAUCAGUCAUAUUCUUGGUACUUGAUAAGCUUUUCUCCU
Tarenaya hassleriana is the source of this 2053-nucleotide messenger RNA. Its product is annotated as pentatricopeptide repeat-containing protein At2g15690. The transcript has a single exon. NCBI's taxonomy places the organism in Eukaryota, Viridiplantae, Streptophyta, Magnoliopsida, Brassicales, Cleomaceae. The record is from RefSeq and is a predicted model, not a curated record. Bases 98 to 1840 code for a protein of 580 amino acids. Gene Ontology annotation, molecular function: protein binding; zinc ion binding; RNA binding. Gene Ontology annotation, biological process: RNA modification.